GGGCGGCGGGGGCGACACGUGCCACCUGUCACACGCCGGUGAGAACGGCGCCGAAGAGGGACCUGGUUGAUUCCCGUUGGGAUAUCGGCAGUUUUCCGCACGCGGUGAUCGGCGGUGGUGCAGAAGCGGAUCGGGAUCCGGGACCAAAAUCGUUCUUGGAAUACAACGGUGGAUUGAAAUUUCUGGGGAUUAUUCGGGAGGCGCCGCUCCCUCUGAUGGUGAGAACCGGGCCCAAAAAUGGAGCAGCUUCGAGGCGAAGGGCCGGAGCCAUCCGGCUACGGAAGCGACUCCAGCAGCGGCGGUUCCGCCGAUCAGUUUCUACGCGUUCGGAACGAUGUCCGCACCGUUUCCGCUUCCGCACCGAACGCCUUCUCCAUCGACAGCAUCCUCGGACGGUCCCAGAGGAACCAAGACGUCACGUCUGCCACAACCGACGGGGAACGCGAUGAUGACGAACAGGAGGAGAGGGACGAGGAUCGAGGAAACUUCGUCAGGCCGACGGCCGUAUCCGCAUCCCAUUCCGGCUUCGGCACGGCGCUUUACUCAACCGCAGGUCUGACCUACCCUGAAACGGCCCUAACAGACCCCGCCGGAUAUUCGGCAGCAUCCCUGGCAUCCGCUUCUCUCCUCUACAGUGGUUGGUUCGCGCAAUCCAAACCUGGACAACUUUUCGGUCUACAAGCUCCAAAACCAAGCGGUAGACGAUCUCGGAAGCCUGGAAUAGAUAGGAAACCACGACAGGCGUACAGUGCUAAGCAGCUGGAACGACUGGAGGCUGAAUUCAAAGUUGACAAAUAUCUGAGCGUGAGCAAGCGAAUGGAGCUGUCAAAAUCGUUGAAUCUGACGGAAGUCCAGAUAAAAACGUGGUUCCAAAAUCGACGAACAAAGUGGAAAAAGCAGCUCACGUCGCGUAUGAAGAUCGCCCAACGCCAGGGACUUUUACCCCCGACGUAUUUCCCGCCUGCGCAAUAUCCUCUGCUUCCGUACUACGCGGCGCCGCUGAUGUUCGGCGCCCUGACACCAGAUGACGCCACCGGUGUCGGUGUCGCAACGCUCUCGCCGUGUCCCGUCGUCUCCUCGGCCGGUAACUCGGUUUGAAUCCGGAAUGAUGCCCGGUCGGUACUGCAGACAACUGGAAUAUCGUUGAAACGGUUGUUCGGUUCACUGUUUUAUUAAAUCUGUGCUGUCGGUUGCAGCAGCGUCGAAGAUUUACUGGGGGAGUGCAAUAUUGAAAGAAACCUCAAACGUGGACGUUUUAUACGACGUUUCGCGAUCAAAUUCACAGAGGGCGAUGGACUCUCGAAAUCAAUUCUGUUCGACAGCGAGUGUAUUUUUAUUUUUCCCAGCGCGUUAUCUACAUUUUUGCAAAAUAUC
This is a messenger RNA of Neodiprion fabricii, 1374 nucleotides long. Its product is annotated as NK1 transcription factor-related protein 1. Gene Ontology annotation, biological process: regulation of DNA-templated transcription. The coding region runs from base 238 to 1098 and encodes 286 amino acids. The record is from RefSeq and is a predicted model, not a curated record. Gene Ontology annotation, molecular function: DNA-binding transcription factor activity, RNA polymerase II-specific; DNA binding. NCBI's taxonomy places the organism in Eukaryota, Metazoa, Arthropoda, Insecta, Hymenoptera, Diprionidae. The transcript has 4 exons.